Messenger RNA from Camelina sativa (false flax), 2335 nucleotides. Its product is annotated as protein ACCELERATED CELL DEATH 6. The record is from RefSeq and is a predicted model, not a curated record. Lineage: Eukaryota; Viridiplantae; Streptophyta; Magnoliopsida; Brassicales; Brassicaceae. Gene Ontology annotation, cellular component: plasma membrane. Gene Ontology annotation, molecular function: protein binding.
UUGUAAUAGUCGAAACAUGAAUAUUUUUGUAUAAACGGACGAACUUGUAGUCUCUCUCCCCUGUCAAGUUUUAGCAAAUCAUCUUGCAUUUCUCAUACCGUUCUUCCACCUGGACUGAGAUGGACAGUUCUGAAGCAAGUCUAGAUGGAAUUGAGGCACAGAGGUUAAUGAAUGUGUCUCAUGACCAACGUGAAGGAAGAUGUUUUCCCAUGAAUCUGAUAAACAAAGUCGUAAACAAACUCUGUUCACGAGGAGAUAGCACCACGCCACCAAGAGGAGGUGUCGUAUCUGAACAAGAGUUCCUUGAAAACCUCAAAUUCUCGAACCUUUUCGAUCUCCCUGGUGAAAAUGUUUUGAUGAAUUCGGAAAUUUAUAGCGGGGUUUGUGAUGGGAACAAAGAAUGUCUUGAGAAGUUGAGAAGCCAUGGAACGCCAAUGGCAUGUCUAAAAAGUGAUAGAGGAGAUUCAAUCCUUCAUCUUGCUGCUAGAAGGGGUCAUCUAGAACUAGUAAAGAAUAUUAUCUCUGAAUUUCCAUGCCUUCUACUGGAGCCAAACUACGAUGACCAGCUUCCGCUUCAUGUGGCAGCUCAUGUCGGUCAUCCAGCGCAGGUAAAAGCUAUUAUUGUUGCCGUAACUUUCUAUUCAGAUAGACUUGCUGAAGAAGCUAGGGAGAGAUUGAAUCCAUAUGUUCUCAAGGACAAAUAUGGAUAUACUCCUCUCCAUUUGGCCAUUGAAGGACAACAUAUAUCGACGGCUGGCUAUUUGAUAAACGCAGACUAUGGUGCUAUUUUUCUUGAAAAUAAUGAGGGAAUAUCUUCCUUGUAUAUGGCAGUAGAAGCUGGUAAAGUAUUACUUGUGAAAUCAAUUUUAGGAAGCACAGACAACGAUGACCUUGAAUGGAGAAAGUCUUACUUAAAUUCGAAAUUGGAAGGUAGAAAAUAUCUGGCACAUGUUGCUUUGGAAGCCAGAAAUACAGAUGUCCUCAAUGUUAUUCUUCAUGAAUAUCCAUUUCUUGAGGAUGAGCGAGAUAAAGAAGGAAGGACUUGUCUUUCCUUUGGAGCAUCCAUAGGGUUUUACGAAGGGGUAUGCAACUUGUUAGGCCGAUCAACAAAGGGUGUUUAUGUCUGCGACAAAGAUGGUUCCUUUCCAAUACAUACGGCUGCAGAGAAAGGUCAUAUCAAAAUUGUCCAAGAGAUUCUUAAACGUUGUCCAAAUUCAAAAUACCUGCUCAACAAACUUGGCCAGAACCUUCUGCACAUUGCAGCAAAGGUUGGGGAUUAUAAGCUUGUAAAAUCGUUGAUGCGAAGUGAUGAUACCAAAUACAUGGGUGCUGAGCAAGAUGUGGAUGGCAAUACACCUUUGCACCUUGCCACCCUAAAUUGGCGCUACCAAUCAGCUAAAACGCUCGCCUUCCAUACAGAGUUACUGAAAUUACGGAACAAUAACGGCUUAACAGCUAGGGGUGUUGCCGAGUCAGAAAUGAAAUCUAACUACAUCUUUCAUGAGAGGUUGACAUUGGCAUACAUAUUAUGCGCUUCCGUGGAUGUUGAACCUGUAAAGUCGAUAACAAAACCAUCCAAGCCACUAGACCAUGAAAAGAGCAGAGAUUACAUCAACACUCUUCUAUUAGUAGCAUCACUUGUAGCCACAAUGACGUUUGCUGCAGGCUUUACAAUACCAGGUGGCUUAAACAGCUCUGGUCCAUACUUGGGCAGGGCAACUAUGACCAAUCAUAGAAGUCUCUUCUUUUUCCUGCUAUUUGACACCUUGGCAUUGGUCUGCUCCGUUGCAACAAUAUAUAUUCUUAUAUGGGCGCAGUUGGGUGAUCCAUCACUCGUUCCCUCAUCCUUAAAUAUGGCCUUGCCCUUACUGCUUUUUGCUCUAAUGUGCAUGCCCUUCGCAUUCAUUGCUGGGAUAAUGACUGUGAUUUCGCAUGUGCCAUGGAUGUCAUACAUCAUUAGCCUUAUUGCUUUUUUCUUCUUGCAUUGGGCAAUGAGUAUCCUUGGCCCUCAAGUCCUGCUACAACAAACAAACGUUCAUUGGCUAUAUGGUGUCUGGCUUGAUCUGUUUAUGGAUUAUCAAUGGUUGGUGUCAGGAAGGUAUGGACAGAUUAGUCCUCCAGUUAGUGAUUUGACGAGGCCGAAGAACAUCAAGAUCCUUCGCUUGUGAAGGAGACGAAUUGUGAAUGGUGAAUGGUCAAAGAGUCAAAUGGUCAAUGAUCAAAUAUUAAUUUAUGAUUUAAUUAAUUAAUGACCAUGAAUGGCAAACACCUUAUUCUUGUAAAAUCAGUCACAAUCUAUUAUUCUUGUAAAAUAAAAGCUGAUCAGUUUCUACUA